Molecule: messenger RNA, 2183 nt
Organism: Poecile atricapillus (Black-capped chickadee)
Lineage: Eukaryota; Metazoa; Chordata; Aves; Passeriformes; Paridae
Gene: CTNNBIP1
Product: catenin beta interacting protein 1
Exons: 3
Coding region: 21-266 (81 amino acids)
Biological process (GO): negative regulation of Wnt signaling pathway
Cellular component (GO): nucleus; beta-catenin destruction complex; cytosol
Molecular function (GO): beta-catenin binding
Source: RefSeq, a predicted model, not a curated record
CAGGAGCUGGCAGGAGGGGAAUGAACCGUGAGGGCGUCCCCGGGAAGAGUCCGGAGGAGAUGUACAUCCAGCAGAAAGUGAGAGUCCUGCUCAUGCUCAGGAAGAUGGGAUCAAACCUGACGGCCAGCGAGGAGGAGUUCCUGCGCACGUACGCGGGAGUGGUGAACAGCCAGCUGAGCCAGCUGCCCCAGCACUCCAUCGACCAGGGUGCUGAGGAUGUUGUGAUGGCAUUUUCCAGAUCAGAGACAGAAGACAGAAGACAGUAACCACAGGACACGUGAACAACACCGAACUGGGGAGGACAGUGAGAUUCCUGAAGAUAGAGGAGGAUGGCUGAGCAUUAAUAAGUUCCUCUGCCCACCCUAAUUGUUCCUUGGUGUUCCUUCUCCUCUGUAAUGUUGUUUCCCUUUGCCCAACCCUCAGAAUGCAUCUCACAGCCGUCUAUUCCUGUCAGAUUUUGCAACUCAGCCGGGCUGUGUUGAUUAAGGACAAACCUAAAGGUGUGGUUUUGGUUGGCUCAAAGGGACAGGCUGUGGUUGGAUAAAGGAAGGCAAUUUUUCAAACUUGACCAAUGGAAACCUUUUAUCUCACAUUUUAUUUUAUAUUUUAAACAAAGUCUCUUGACAUCCUACUUUUAAAGAAGCUUUUCAUGCUGUGGUGCUUAUUUAGGUCAAACUUGUGAAUUUGAAGAGGGUUUGAUUUGGCUGCAUAGAACUGGAAGCAACUUGUGAUUGGGUGACAAUGCAAAAGCUUUCCCUUCAGUUGGCUUGCAGGUAUUUUGCUGACUCCAACAUUUUCAUUGCUGGAAGCUGAUGUUUUUGGUGCAUUGUUUAUUUCUUUAUACUUAUUGACUUGGGGGGGAAAAGACAAAUGUGCUUUGCAAUAUUUAUUACAUCUACACACAUAUAACGCUUGCUUUUGGGGGGUUGUUUUGGUUUUUUGAUUGGCUUUGAAGUCAUGGUUUGAUUUCCUUUUGGCUGCAGUGUUUCUGAUGCAAUCAGUUUUUCCAUACUCAGCUGCUCUCUGGCCUGGAGCUCUUUUGGGAGCAUGUGUCAAAGCAGAUUUGGUUCAGGAGGUGCACCUGGCCAGGCUGGAGGCCAGAGCUGCCCAGCCCUGGUGGGCGCUGGGGACGUGCCCAGCUCUCCUGCCUGCCCAGGGGCUUCUCUUGCCUUCCCACACAGGAGCUGGAGAUGUUCUGCAGGAAUUGCAAGAAUGAGAUCUAAGGCUGCCACAUGAAUUUGCCAAAUUUGUAUAGAGAAUAUGUGAACUUGUUUAAAAUACUAGAGUUCCACUUUAACCCUUUGAUUGCUGCACAAGACUAGCUCUCACAUUAAGAACAAUUAACGAUCAUUAAAUUAAAUCCAGCUUGCACUGGGCUUUAAUAAACAGAAGUUUCUAGUCACUUGAAAAAUUGUACAUGGCUUCCCUCCUUGCAGCUGUUUGGUGAUAGGGAAAUUCCCUGGAUGCUGGGCUGACAGCAUGUUCUUGAGGCACUGUUCCAGAGGCAGCAGUGCUGCGUUAGGCUGUCUGACACUGAGUGUACAGGUGACACUCUCAGGUUUGCUCUCUGUAGCUGCAGGGUCUUAAAACUUACACAGACCUUUACAGACUGAAAAACCUGCAGUGGAAUUCCCAAGGUGCACUGACUGUUCAGGAACCUGCACAGUCUCCAGCACUGCUGCCUAAAACCAAGCACUUCAUUUUCUCUCACGUGUGCAGGUGGUUUCAACAAAACUUCUGGAUUUUGCUGUGGGUUGCACUGACUUGGAGAUGUUUCAGAAUCUAUUAAAGCUGAACCCAAUUUACCUGUUCCUUGUUCUUUUGCCAUGAUUGUUAAUUAUUUACAGUAACAAUUCUAGAAUCUAACUGUGAGAACAUGACCAUUUUCAUGGCCAGAAAUUCUGCUGACAGGAUGCUGUUGUGGUCUCAAAACGGGGGAAGAGCUGGAGAGAAACCAUGGACUGUCUGCAAAAGGAAGAACAGACUUGUGAGCACAAGGAAGAAAUUACCUUGAGCAAAUAAAUACUGUGUAAUGAGAGCAACUGUACAUCUAUUUAUGAAAAUGCUCCUUUGGAUUCAGUUGCAGCUUUGUAAAGUUCUAUGUGAAAGUAAAUCUUUUACCCCGUUUUGUUGGGGCCAGAUAAGUAAUUUCUUUAUUAAAAUAAACCAGGAAUGAGCCCAAA